Molecule: messenger RNA, 1228 nt
Organism: Cataglyphis hispanica
Lineage: Eukaryota; Metazoa; Arthropoda; Insecta; Hymenoptera; Formicidae
Product: telomere length and silencing protein 1 homolog
Exons: 6
Coding region: 185-1078 (297 amino acids)
Biological process (GO): mRNA splicing, via spliceosome
Cellular component (GO): spliceosomal complex
Source: RefSeq, a predicted model, not a curated record
UUGUCGAUGGUUGUCACUUCUGUCAAUCUAUUUUUUUACGAAGCUAGAAAACUGUGGAUUUAUAUGUAGAAUUUGACAAUCGUGCGUAAAAGCACGUGUAUAUUUAAAGCGAAUGUACUUGUGAAAAAAAUAUAUAAAAAUACAUAUAAGUUUUUCAGUGUGUUAGAAGUGUGUUUAAGGAAAUAUGGGUAACAGUGACGAUGAAUCGCAUAAUAUUCAGUUUAAGAAGAAGAAAAAAAAAUCAUUAAGGAAACGUGAAGUUCUGUCGGAUGACAAUGACAGUGAGGGUGAAAAAGUAUCUGUCAGAGAAAAAGUUGAAGAGAUGAAGAUUAUCCAAAAGCUCCGUGAAAGACCAGCAGGUAUCAAUGUCGCUGGUUUAGCUCUUGGAGAAAGUGUUGCAUCUGAUGCAAUAACGUCUGAUCCUUUUAACAUGAAGACUGGAGGAAUGGUAAAUAUGGCUGUAUUGAAAAAUACAAAACACAGGCAAAAUGAUGCAUACGAAACUGGCAUUGGAACACAAUUUAAUGCAGAGACUAAUAAACGAGAUGAGGAUGAAGAAAUGGUUAAAUAUAUAGAAGAGGAAUUAUCAAAAAGGAAAAGUAAAAAUAAUAAUGAUAUGGGAAAUAGUACAUAUAAUGAGAAAGGAUCGUAUUGCUCACCCGAAGAAGCAGCAUUACGUGCAGUACCAGGACAUUUAAGGCAAAGUUCAACCAACCGUAGCGAGGAAAUGCUUUCAAAUCAAAUGCUCUCUGGUAUUCCAGAAGUUGACCUCGGCAUAGAGGCUAAAAUCCGUAAUAUUGAAGCUACAGAAGAGGCAAAGUUAAAGCUACUUUGGGAUAGACAUAGAAAGAAAGAUGGACCAUCGCAGUUUGUUCCUACUAAUAUGGCUGUAAAUUUUGUACAACACAACAGAUUUAACAUAGAAGAUUCGGAUUUCCAGAAGACGCAGCAAGAAUCUGAUAACAAGAAAAAAAGCACUACCAAAGAAGAUGUUCGAGGAAAGCGAAAAGACAAUGGAGAAAAGGCAACAGAUGAUUAUCAUUAUGAAAGAUUUAAAAAACAGUUUAGGCGAUUUUAAAUUGAACUGUUUCAUUAAUCAAUUUUAUUUAUAUACUUUUUAUGUCGUUAAUAUCCAUACAUCAGCUGUAUUAUAUAAUUUAAAAAAAAAAAUGCAAAAAAGAAUAAUACAAAGCAUUAUUGUAAAAAAAAAUGUGUGGCUGCUCCGUUG